Colletotrichum fioriniae is the source of this 516-nucleotide messenger RNA. The record is from RefSeq and is a predicted model, not a curated record. NCBI's taxonomy places the organism in Eukaryota, Fungi, Ascomycota, Sordariomycetes, Glomerellales, Glomerellaceae.
AUGGCCCAUACGUCGGCCUCAACGACGUCGUCGCACAACUCCUCAUCCUCACACCUUCACCAUUCCCCCUCGCUGGACGACCGCGACUACGACGACGAUUACUCGGGCGGGAAAUCGACCCCGAUCAGGACGCCCUCUAGAUCUUCCAGCAGCAACAUCGAUGACGACAAGGGCGGCAACGAGCUAGAUGACGACGCCCAUUUUCCCUUAGCAAUCCGCGAACCCCCAGAAGCGCAUCGAGAAGGGGACACGAAGCUUUUCGGUCUUGGCAAUUUUACCCAACACCGUACGGACACAUCUAGAAGAGGCGAGAACGACGGCGGUCAAGAUUGCCUCCAAGACGACGACGCUUUCGUAUUAGAGCAAGAUCCCGCAGGGAUGUCUAGCUGGGCGGGACAGCCCUCCAUUAGGGGGAGCUCAGAGGCCAUGCGAAUGGUGCUCUUGACCUUCAACACUCUUGGUAUCACAGCAACACCUCGCUGGUAUGGAUCGCAGGGCCAUUAUCGGGACUCGUAG